Molecule: messenger RNA, 1518 nt
Organism: Larimichthys crocea (large yellow croaker)
Lineage: Eukaryota; Metazoa; Chordata; Actinopteri; Sciaenidae
Product: urokinase plasminogen activator surface receptor
Exons: 6
Coding region: 342-1001 (219 amino acids)
Source: RefSeq, a predicted model, not a curated record
AAGCUGGUCAACAUCUCACAACACAUGUGUGCACAUAUUUGUUUGAUUGUUGAAGAACCGUACAUAUCAUACACUCCACAGCAAAUUAUAGAUGGAGUAAUGUUCUCGUUGUUUUUCUAACAAAAAAAGGAGAAGUUUGUUCAAGGAGGUGGAAAGAAACAUUUUAUCUUUUUGAGCGACAGCCAAACUUCAGAGAAGUUCUGAGCAGAUAAGACAACGAGCAGCUUUCAGUGUGGAUAAGGAGCCGGCCGAGCUGGUAAACAUUUCACACGACACAUGCUGGAUUUGAACAGGGCUGUACGCAUGAGGUCACAAAGCAGUCAUCUUCACAUUAACUCAUCAUGAUGAAGCUGAUUCUCUGUCUCGCUCUCACCUGGCUGUUCUUCAGCACAGGUGAAUCUCAGCUUGAUUGUGUGUAUGAACAACUCAACACCAUUUCAAACGUAACUUGUGACUACGUAGAUGACCUGUGUGCAACGCUCAGCAUGACCUCAGGAGAUAUGAGAGGAAGAGCUCAACAGCACAUCAUCAGAAACUGUGUGCAGUCCACUUUCUGCACUGAGGCGGAUCAGAUGUUUUCUAUCAGUGAAGGUGGUAACGUGAUGGCUUCAUCUAUCAGCUGUUGCAACACAGAUCACUGCAAUAAUGGAACGACUCCUUACAUGGAUAUACAGACAGAAAAUGGCCUGACGUGUGCGAGCUGUGCUUCUCACCAAAGUCCUAUGUGUGAAAACAUAAUAAGCAUAAAGUGUGUGGGAAUCCAGGACCGCUGCAUUGAUGGAAACGUGACAGAUGGAGACAUGGACUAUCAGUUCCUUGGCUGUGUGUCUUCAAACCUCUGUGACGUUCUCUCCGAACGGGAAAUCCAAACUUCUUUCUAUAACUUACACUUCACCAGUGUGCCAAAAUGUUGUAAAACCAGCCGCUGUAAUUCAGCCGGGACUGUCAAACUGAGCGUUGCUCCGUUGUUGCUUGGUCUCGUUGUCCUUGUUGUCUGUUAGAAGCAGCAAGAGCGUGAGCGUGAACAUAAAGAAUGGACUGUGUUAACCAGUGUUAUGCAAUUUUCUAUCCUUAGGUUAUACGGGGUCACGCGUGUGCCUUGAGGUCCUCAGCAGCAGUAGGAGUUGUUUGGCUUUGUUUGAUCUUCAUGUUGUGGUGACCAGGGUCUGAAGGUGACUGAAUGUUUCCUAGACAUAACAGAUAGCUUGCCAAUGACGACCAGAUUAUUUGACUAUUUCUGUAUUUACCAUAUUUACCAUAUUUACUUUGAGAGUGUCUCUGUUUCUCCUUGGCCAAGCUUCAAUAAAUAUUACCGCAGUGAUACACUUUCUUCCCUUUCUGACCUCACUGACCAUUGACCAUUGAUUUCAACAAUUUCUAGCAGGGCUAUCGAGGCCACGCCCCCUACCUGCACAGGUGAUUUCUGUACCUGGACCACACUUUAGAGCCCAGAGCACACAGAGACUGUUGAAGACACCUGUGAGCUCGUGGACUACAUAAUAUUGUUCAAUAAUAAUA